Molecule: messenger RNA, 4070 nt
Organism: Cimex lectularius (bed bug)
Lineage: Eukaryota; Metazoa; Arthropoda; Insecta; Hemiptera; Cimicidae
Product: cilia- and flagella-associated protein 57-like
Exons: 18
Coding region: 166-4002 (1278 amino acids)
Molecular function (GO): protein binding
Source: RefSeq, a predicted model, not a curated record
UCAAUUGAACCAUUGUUAUAUAUCAUAAAUAUAAGAUAAAAUAAAACAUUUGUCAACAACUGUUUAUUGCAAUUUAGGAAUAAUCUUUUAGCAUUUAACCAUUCUGAUUUCCACACUUUGUUACUUCAUAUUUAUGUUAAAUAGAUCAUAACCAAUUUUUUCCACAUGGCUAGCAUAAGACCAAACGUUGAGGACCGGACUAAGGCUGAGGGCAUCCAGCUAAAAGAACCGGUACACAAACUGAAGCCAAAACAUUUUUGCGGCCUGUCAGAGCAAUGCAGCGGGAGUGUUCAGUUCUUGGAUGAUAACAGAAUCAUGUAUCCCAUUGGAAAGACCAUUGUGAUUGAUGAUAUAGUAACAAGACGCCAACGUUACUUACAGCUCACUAAAUCUGAUAGGAUAGUAAGGGCGAUGGUGUUGUCUCCAGAUCGACAUUAUCUCGCUGUCUCAGAAACAACUUCCAACAAACCGACGAUCACUAUAUUUAGCAUGAUCUCUCUAAAGCAAGUAAAAUAUCUGAUCAAUCCAAUUAAAUAUUGUACAGCUACACAGUUUGGGGCGCUUUCAUUUACAUGCACUGGAAAACACAUUGCUGCACUAAUAGGAGAUCCUGACUGGCUGUUGCUUUUAUAUGAUUGGGAAAAGGCCGUUGUAAUAAAUGAAACUAAAGCGCACCUUGGAAAAUCCAGAGCAAUCAUUGAUCAGAUAAUUUGUCAUCCUUCAGAUCAAAAUAGAUUAAUAUUUAUUGGUCCUGAAGUAUUUCGAAUGAUGCAUUUCAUGGAAAAAGAUUGGAUACAAUAUGGUUACAGACGUACGGAGAGCACACAUGUUACUUGUGCAUGUUGGAUUUCUCCAAAUCACUUGAUCGUCGGUACAGAAAAUGGCAAAUUACUUGCUAUUGAGUUUGGAAAUUUGAAAAGAGUCUACAAUGCUGCAACUGUGAAUGAGAUCGAUUUGAAAUCACAUGAUAAAAAUGAAGGAAAAGGCAUAGGAUUUAACAGUGACAUAAUACCUUUACCGGUAAAUCACCUUACCGGGUAUGAACUUGGUUUUGCAUAUACUUGUGGAGUCGGAAUGGUUAUUGUUUUCGAAAAGAAUGAAAAGACCUUAAAAAAUACCAAGUGGUAUAAAAGAGGAGUUUACCUCGCAAAUGGUCCUGCUAUUGGCGACUUGGAUUUAAGCGUGGUAGAUACCAUCCAACAGAUAGCAGUUAGCCAAGACGAGAAGACUUUAAUAUGCACGACUUUAAGAAAUGAAAUAUUUUAUGGUCCUUUGCAAAGUCCAAACACUUGGAAGGAUUCAGAAAAUGUUCCGAUGAACACAUUGUUUAACGGUAUGCACAACGGACAGAUUGCAGCGGUGUCCUCAGCCAUAUGGAAGUCAAUUUUUAUCACUGCUGGGAGGAUUGACAGAACUCUCAUGCUCUGGGAUUAUAGAUCAAGGAAAAUGAAGUUCCGAAAGGUGUUCGAUGAGGAUAUUUACAGUGCAGCUUUGCACCCCACCGGAUUUUUCUGCCUUGUCGGAUUCCAAUCCAAAUUAAAAUUACUUGUCAUCUUUGUUGAUGACUUUCGAUCAAUCAAGGACGUUGCAAUCCCACAUUGCCCAUUAAUAGAAUUUUCAUGGGGAGGACAAAUUUUUGCAGCUGUAAAUGGCUAUGAUGUUCAUAUCAUUUCUUCAAUAACACUGAAAUGUGUUCAAAUCUUGAAAGGACAUUCUAAGGAGAUUCUUAAUCUUCGUUUUUUAAAAGACGAUUACAUUUUGUUUUCUUGUGGUGAACAAGGCUCCCUGUACAAAUGGGAUUUGCGCAAGGAAUUGAGAGAUGUCGAUUUUGAAACAAGCUGUAAGGGAAUUUAUGAUGUCGCUCACGCUGAAGAUGCCCAUUUGACAUAUUUGAUUACAUUUGAAGGGACUAUAAAAGAAUUUCAUGACAAGAAACUCAUGAAAAUAUACGAUAUGAAAGAGUGGGCAUUAAGAGCACUUGUCGUCUCUAAUACAGAAAGUAUGAUGUUUGGUGCCUGCCAGAAUGGAUCGAUACUUUCAUUUUUAUUUCCAUUUAAUAAUAACGUAUUGUAUGUUGAGUAUACCAUGCAUACAACUUCUGUAAAACGGAUAUUAAUCACUCAGAAUGAACUGACGCUAAUAACAAUCGAUGAAGGUGGUGCACUUUGUCUUUGGGAAAUUGUGUAUCCAGAAGGAGUUGUUCCUGAUCCUAACAACGGAUUCAGUUUUCUAAGAGAAACUAUGGUCACUUACGAAGACUGGGCUGACAAGAAAAAAAGGCUAAAUACUUUGAGAAAAAAAUUGAAAGAUAUGGAUGAAGAAAAUGAUUAUAUAAUGAAGCAAAUGGUUGCAAAAAAUGAAAACAAUCUCACUGAAAUUCAGAAUGGCUAUAAAGCAACAAUAGCUGAUUUAGAAAAUAAGAUUAAAAUCCUUGAAAAAUCUCAUAUGAAAGAACUUGAAGACUGCACUUUAGCCAUGGCUGAAAAUUCCAAAAAAUAUGCUGAAGAAUUAGAAAAUCUUAAGAAAACAUACCAAGCAAAAGUGGAAGAAGAGAAUAUGAGAAGUGAAAAUAUCAUUUUUGAAACAAAGAAAUAUGUUAAUUAUUAUUGGGACAAACUGAAAAUAAUAGAAAAAGCUUCUCACAGAACUUUAGAAGAUCUAGCAAAAGAAAAGACAGAAUUACUUUUGCAAGCUGUGCAGAAAAAUUACUGUCUUCAAAAGAAAAUAAAUGAGUUGAAAAUCAACCAUACAGAAUUGACAGAACAGCUAGAAGAAGAUCGAGUUAUAGAAAUAGACGAUAUCACAACCAAUUUUGAAGAAAGAAUGGCUACCCAGAAUGAAACACGUACAACUCUUCUUGCUCACAAAAAAAUAAUUAUGAAAAGGAGUAAUAAGCUGAAUCUAAGAUUGCAGAAGUGCAAAACUUACAUACACACUUUUAAAUCCCACCAAUUGAAGUUAAAGCAAUAUCUCUUCAAAAAAGAAGCUGAAAUUACAAAAUUAAAACGAGAAGUUGCUCGCCGCAAAGAUCAAGUUGCUAAGACAAACGUGGCUAUAAUUAAGACGAUUAGAUCGCAGCGUGACUUUAUGAAAGAAAAAUUUGUAAGAGAUGUUAGAAUCGACACCCUAAAACAAAAACUAGAGCCUCUUGAGGACAAAUUCCAGCGUUAUACUGCACUUAACGACGAGUUGGAAAAAGUAUUAAAGAAUAAAGAUCGGCUAAUUAGUCGAACUAAAAAGAUGGUCACUCAGCUAACAAAGCAUUGUGUCGGUCUAAGUUCUGAACUAAAAGUACAAGAUGAUCUGCGGUAUGAAAGUGAACAGUUAAUUCAGAAAUUGAAAAAUGAAAUUUAUUCUUGCCUCCAAGCGUCUGUUGAUCCUAAACAGCUAAGGAAUACGCUUUUGGCCAUGCUACAUCGCUUUAUCACUCACCGUCAUAUUGAUGAUAGACAGGAUCCUUCGUCAGCUGCAGAAUUUAUGAGACAGAGGAAACACUUAGAAGCCUCUGCUAAGAACUUGAGAUCGCUUAUUAGCCGAAAACCAAGAAUAAUUGUCAAAUACAAAAGAACUUGUGCAGAAGCAACCAAAAAUCAUAUUGCUAACUUAAUUUCGGAAUUGAGAGCUCUGAGACGGUGCUGGAGAAGAUCAAAACGAAAAGCUCUUCAAUUUGAUAACAUUGUUGAGGUAGACGGUGAACAGACUUUCCAUGUUGCUCAUUUUGACAGAGAUUCUAAACCGAUAGACCUACGAAAAGAGGCAUUGACAGAAAUUUGGGGUUAUUAUUUGACAGUGCGAAUCUUAAUCAAUGAAAUAGAACAUCUGUCUGGACAACACAUAACCGAUUACAUAAAAACUAUAAAAGGAAGACUAACCAACCUUGUUCAAUGCAAAGCGAGGAAAACUGAUAAGAACAAAAAGGGUAAUCUAAUUGAAAAGGUUGUGAAACAUGUUAUGUUGGAACAAUCUCUGGCUUCAGAAAAAUCACAGAUUUCGUUUGGCUAAUAUGAAAAACGAAUGCCAAAAUGGAAAAGUUCGAAACUAAUUAAAAGUAGAAUUUUUUAAAUUUUUUA